ACUGCAGGAAUCUAAACAGUCAGUAUGAAGAUCUGUGUAUUUAAGGGUGCAGAACUUUGAAACAUCACACUAUCAAUGCUGUUGUCUGUAAAACAUGCUUGAUGAUAACAAACCUGACCCAAAACUAAAGAUUGUAAAUGGACCAUUUUCAUUCACGUUGCUCCACAGUGUUGUCGGCCACUGUACCAGUCUCUUUUCAUGUUUUGUAAUGUGUCCUAAAAUGAUAAACUUUUACAUUUUGGAAACUGCUCUGCUUUGUAAAUCUGUAUAAAACAUAUUUGCUAUUCAAAUGCCAGUGUCAGUGAAAGUGUGCUGUUGGUUUAAGAAGGUCAUGCAGCUGAAAAAGGUUCAAAACAGGAGGAAAAAAAAAGAGGAUACACGUGAAGCCAGUGUGACCCAGACUUUGUGAGUCUGAACUACUCACCGAGUCUGUAUUUUGAUCAGCCUCAAAGGGAGCUCACCAACGUACAGUGCUCUACAGGAUAUUUUUAGUUGCUGAAGCGGUAAAAGUAGAUUAAGAAACGUCUCAUACGCUGCUUUGUUCUUUGACUAUGAAAGUGGAUGGGGCCCCUUGGAUCACUUCCUUUACAAGCAGACAUGCACACACACACAGCUUGAUGUGUGUAGAUAUACAUGAGGGAGGUGAGCGAAGUGUGCUGACAGGAAAUAACCUUGAUAAUGGAAAGCGGCUGUUCUUCCUUUCACAGACAUCUACACUGAAGAUGGCUGCUCUCCUCACCAUCACCCUGCUCCUGCUGUGCUCCUCUGUCACAGGUUCUGAGGGAAAAUGUGACUACAAUGUUGCAACAGGUGACAAUUUUACUGUUUCCCUGGACCAGAGGCUGAAAGGGUUAAAAAUAUUACAAUGGAAGCACAAUAACAUCAAUGUUUUUAAAGGAAGAAUCAAAGAUGAAAAAAUCUCAGUCGUACUUGGCAAAGAAAAUGACAUUUCUCCAAAUGGAUCCCUGAAGCUGACAAAUAUGGAUAAAACCAAAGCAGGGACCUACACCCCAGAGGUCUACGACACUGAUGGAAGAAAUAAAAUACUAGAUGGGAAAUCUGUGUGUGUAUUUGAUCGCGUACCUAAACCCAAAGUGACGUUUCAGUGUGGUCCAAAAUCAAAGGAGUCGCAAGUCACAUUUACCUGCACUUUUAAACCGGAGGAGGGUCUCCAGAUUGAGUGGCUGAAGAAUAAGAAUUUGAUUAAAAAUGAGAAGACUAAAACUCUGAAGCAAGAUGGAGAAAAAGUGGAAAGAGAUUCCUUCACUUGUACAGUGUCCAACGCUGUCAGCUCCAUGACCAGUGAGCCCGUUAUCCAAACCUGCUUUAAAGAACAAUUCAGCUUUUUGUAUGAUGAAGUAAUGGGUGUGGCCGUCUGGAUUAUCAUUGCCAGUGGUGGAGGUGUGGUUCUGCUGCUGAUUCUGACGAUCGUUGUUUGCUGCAUCAUGAACAAGAGGAAAAGACGCAUGAACCUGAAGGACGAAGAGGAGCUUCGUUUGGACUGGACCAACACUGAACAGCAGCAGCAUCAUCAUCCUCCUCAUAAUCAGAACCACAAACAUCACCAUCACAACCCUCCUCUCGAUCACCAGCAGCACCACCAGCAGCACCAGCAGCACCAGCAGCACCAGCAGCACCAGCAGCAGCAGCCGGGUCACACGGGUCCUCGGCAGAACCGCUCCCGACAGCAGCGCGAGCCGCGUCCCCGGCUGCCUGAGCCCCCCGGUGGUCCUCAGCCCAGCCCCAGACGGGCUGCUCAGGGCCCCGGACCUGCUGCCAACCAUGAUGACGAGCAGCCUCCUCCUCUUCCUCAGCCGAGGAAGAAAGCGCAGCUGUGAAGAAACUGACAUCUGAUACAGGCUUUUCACUUUCAGUUUCACUUUUUUGCAGGAACAUGAAGUCAGUCAAACUUUUUUUAUACUAACAUCAUCAAACUAUGUGAAUUUUCCAAUCUUCUAUUUAUAUUCAAAGACUGAAUUAUUGAGCAACAGUUAAAUCUCUGGGCGUAAAUAUAACUAUAUACUAUAUACUGUAUCUAUUUCUGUUCUAAUAUAUAAAAACAAACUACAACAACUGCCACUGUUUUAUUUUGUAGCAUCACAGAUGUUAUUUCAUAGCUUUAGCUGUUCAACAUCAAUGGAUCUGUCUCACACUUAUAAUCAAUCGCUUUGAAGCAGCCGUCAACUCAAACUCCACAUUGUCUGAGCAGUUGACACACAGGCCUGAACAGCUGCUCCAUGGUCACAAUGAUAUGUUUUGUUUGCUAAAGGCUGUAACCGUGCCAAAACAUUUGAAAUACUGUAUGCAGCAAAAGCUAAUUUUGCCUUUACACAACACAACUGGCAAACAAGUGUAUGAGCACAUGCAAUGAGUCAUAACACGAUUGUAUUGUCAUUGUAGCCUGUUCCCGUUUGGUGUUUUUCUAUAGAGCAUGUGUCAAAUGUACCUUUUUUCAAAGAAUUGUACCCAGAUGAAAAAUGCUUUGAUUUAAUUUUUAUUGAAUUAACAACAUUCAUUCUUUUUUUUCAACUGUGACUAAAAACUGAAAUAUUGUAAAUAUUACAGAAAAUACAUGCAAACCAAACUACAGUCAAAUCUGAGACACUGUUGAUACUCAGUCUGUGCCUUAGACCUCCUCCAUCCAUGCUGUACAAACCAACACAUCACAGGAGUGUCAAACAGGAGCUAUGGUGAUUUCAUACUGGUCUUACUGGUUUCUUAUAGUUAGGAAUAAAUGGUCUCUGUUUGGUCAACAAAGCUAAAACAAAGGAGUUUGGACUGUUUGAAUGACAUCAGUUUUGCAAUAGGCAGGAGACAACGUUUCAGUCCAUUGAGAACUGGUCUACGGGUCUAUGUAUCUGAUGCUUCACCAGCACCAGGCUCCUGCAUUAACCUCCUGCAGAAGCAGAACUCCAGUUUUAUUUACACAUGUUUGAAUCCCCUGUUUUGUGAGCCUAGUGCUGUCACAAAGUGACUAACCUGCACAGACUAGUUCAUUUUCGAGUCAAACCUUCCACUGUUUUUUGGUGUGUGAAUCAUGUCCCUUUAUGAACCCGCCUAUUCCUUCCUGUGUGGGUUACGACUACCUCUGGUGCAUGUCCUGCAUUCAUUACGCACCGGGUCACAGGCCGUAGGCUUCAGGUUUGCUCUAGUGCGGCUACUGCAUACUUCAGUUCAUGUGCACAGACUCCUUAAGCCACUGUGUGCUUGUUUCCCUCACACUCCAGGCUUUACAACAUGCAGAGUUGCUACUAACCUGACUUUAUGUUGCUAUUUUGUUGUUGCAUUGUGCAACAGUAAGAAGACAAGUGUUAGCAUCUAAUAUGAGUCAGGUUCCUUCUGCCAGGAAUGUAAAUGUGCGUUAGAGUUAGAAACCUGCCUCAAAGAUGAUUUAACAGAAACAUUCAACUGUGUAAAUAUUCAAAAUAAUCACACACGUAAAUAAUGCGAAAUGAGAAUGCCUUUAUUAUCUUAAGAGCACACACAGGUACCAGAAACCGUCCAAGGCUGCAUUCUAGGCUACGUGUUCAACUCAAACUGUGUGUCUGCAGUGUGACAACUUUGUUUUGAUUAGAAGUGACGCUUCUAUGUAACACUUUAAAUUAUGACUGAUCUUUUCCAGCACAACUUGCAGAUGAAGUUUCAAACUGCGUCAUUUUCACAUCUGCAGCGAGUUUCUUGUUUUUUGCGUGUGUGUGUGUGUGUGUGUGUGUGUGUGUGUGUGUGUGUGUGUGUGUGUGUGUGUGUGUGUGUUACAUAUCCUGUCUUUUUGCUGAACGUGUGUUUGUGGUUUAGAUUGUCGUCUCUGUGCUGAGCUACGUGUGUUAACCAGACGCUUUCCUGUACCUGCAGCUGAAACAGUGCAGCAACCAGGACACACACGUAUCUUCCCUUAUUGUACUUUAGAUUUAAAUAAUUCUAAUUGUCUCUCUUAGAAGGAAACGUCAGGAAGUGAGCUGUGGUGGCGUUACACCCACGCUGGCAGCAGGCACUUCACACAUUUCAUUUUCUUUACAAGUUUGAUGUUCUUAUUUUUUUAAUCACUGUUUAACAAGAGGUGUUCAUUUUAAUAAAGGGAUGUGUGUAAAAAAUCAAAAACA
This is a messenger RNA of Betta splendens (Siamese fighting fish), 4100 nucleotides long. Its product is annotated as T-cell surface antigen CD2-like. The record is from RefSeq and is a predicted model, not a curated record. NCBI's taxonomy places the organism in Eukaryota, Metazoa, Chordata, Actinopteri, Anabantiformes, Osphronemidae. Bases 552 to 1838 code for a protein of 428 amino acids. The transcript is spliced from 8 exons.